Equus quagga is the source of this 1585-nucleotide messenger RNA. It is a transcript of the gene ALDH3A1, whose product is annotated as aldehyde dehydrogenase 3 family member A1. Gene Ontology annotation, biological process: aldehyde metabolic process. Gene Ontology annotation, cellular component: cytoplasm. The transcript has 11 exons. Lineage: Eukaryota; Metazoa; Chordata; Mammalia; Perissodactyla; Equidae. The record is from RefSeq and is a predicted model, not a curated record. Gene Ontology annotation, molecular function: aldehyde dehydrogenase (NAD+) activity. The coding region runs from base 29 to 1390 and encodes 453 amino acids.
CACCAGGAGGGGCUGUAUCAAAGGCACCAUGAGCAAAAUCAGCGAGGUCGUGCAGCGGGCCAGAGCCGCCUUCAACUCGGGCAAGACUCGCCCCCUGCAGUUCCGGAUCCAGCAGCUGGAGGGGCUGCGGCGCAUGAUCAAGGAGCGCGAGAAGGACAUCGCGGGCGCGCUGACCGCUGACCUCCACAAGAACGAAUGGAACGCCUACUAUGAGGAGGUGGUGUAUGUCCUGGAGGAGAUUGAGUAUAUGAUCAAGAAGCUCCCCGAGUGGGCUGCAGACGAGCCCAUGGAAAGGACUGCCCAGACCCAGCUGGAUGAGUCCUACAUCCACUGGGAGCCCCUGGGCGUGGUCCUCAUCAUCAGUGCCUGGAACAACCCCUUCAACCUCGCCAUCCAGCCUAUGGUGGGAGCCAUAGCUGCAGGGAAUGCAGUGGUCAUCAAGCCCUCGGAGCUAAGUGAGAACAUGGCGAACCUGCUGGCCACCAUCAUCCCUCAGUACGUGGACAAGGAUCUGUACGCCGUCAUCAAUGGGGGCAUCUCUGAGACCACAGAGGUGCUCAAAGAGAGAUUCGACCACAUCCUGUACACGGGAAGCACAGGUGUGGGGAAGAUCAUCAUGAUGGCCGCGGCCAAGCACCUGACCCCCAUCACCCUGGAGCUGGGGGGAAAGAACCCCUGCUACGUGGACAAGGACUGUGAUCUGGACAUUGCCUGCAGACGCAUCGCCUGGGGGAAGUUCAUGAACAGCGGCCAGACCUGCGUGGGUCCUGACUACAUCCUCUGUGACCCCUCCAUCCAGAACCAAAUCGUGGAGAAGCUCAAGAAGUCCCUGAAAGAGUUCUACGGGGAGGAUGCCAAGAAGUCCCGUGACUACGGAAGAAUCAUUAACUCCCACCACUUCCAGAGGGUGAUGGGCCUGAUGGAGGGCCAGAAGGUCGCCUAUGGAGGCACUGGGGAUGCAGCCACCAGAUACAUAGCCCCCACCAUCCUCACGGACGUGGACCCCCAGUCCCAGGUGAUGCAGGAGGAGAUCUUCGGGCCCAUAUUGCCCAUCGUGUGUGUGCGCAGCCUGGAGGAGGCCAUCGAGUUCAUCAGCCAGCGCGAGAAGCCCCUGGCUCUCUAUGUGUUCUCCCUAAAUGACAAGGUGAUUAAGAAGAUGAUCGCAGAGACAUCGAGCGGCGGGGUGACGGCCAACGACGUCUUCGUCCACGUCACCCUGCACUCUCUGCCCUACGGGGGCGUGGGGAACAGCGGCAUGGGAUCCUACCACGGCAAGAAGAGCUUCGAGACCUUCUCCCACCGCCGUUCUUGUCUGGUGAGGCCUCUGCUGAACGAUGAGUCCCUCAAAGCCAGAUACCCCCCGAGCCUGGUCAAGAUGGCGGGUCACUGAAGCGGCUGCACUUGGUCUCCCCACGCUGCGCCCUCGCCCUGCUCUCCAGCCCCUCUGAGAAUUGCUCCUGGUGCCCCCCUUGCUCCUCUGUGGAUCAGUGCAUGCCCCCACUCCUGUUCGGGCCCUGGGCCUCACCCCCGCAGUCCUUGCCCCUUUGCUGGACACAUGGAGACCAAUAAAAGUUUUCCAGCCAAA